Messenger RNA from Miscanthus lutarioriparius, 288 nucleotides. The record is from the annotation of a GenBank genome assembly. Lineage: Eukaryota; Viridiplantae; Streptophyta; Magnoliopsida; Poales; Poaceae.
AUGGCGAACAGCUCCUAUGGCUCAAGGGAAGGGCUAACUAUCAGGCCUGCUGCAUCAUCAAGCUCUAGUGAGAUUUCGCUCCAGAUUCAGAUUGACCCAAUCAAUGCUGAUUUGGAUGAUCAUAUCCUCGGACUGCGUGGACAAGUCCGCAAGCUGAGAGGAGUUGCUCAAGAGAUCCAACCAGAGGUCAAGUAUCAAAAUGAUUUCAUAUCUCAGUUGCUAUGUUAUGUCCAAAAACAAAAGGAGUUCAAGGAAACAUGUGUUUUAGUGUCCUAUAUUUUGAAAUGA